This is a messenger RNA of Triticum urartu, 1800 nucleotides long. The record is from RefSeq and is a predicted model, not a curated record. Lineage: Eukaryota; Viridiplantae; Streptophyta; Magnoliopsida; Poales; Poaceae.
AUUUUUUGCUGGACAAUCUUGAUCUGGGCAUCUUUAACAAGGCACACAACAUGCUCCCCAGGAUAAGCGACUUCGACCCUGAAUCGUUUAGCCGAAUGCUGACCAUGGCUCUCGAUCCUGUCAAAGGAUCUAAGUCCUACUCGCAUGCUAAUAUAACAGAUGCUUCGACCGUUUGCUACACACGGCAGAAGUACCAGUCUCAGGCCCCGACGUCAUUGAUACUCAAGAGGCAGCCUAGGCUCUCCGGCACGCCACCGGCUGCUCAGCAGCGGAACAACACUCCCCCAACAGCCAUUGGUGCAGUUCCUGGUCCACUAGAAUUUGCUAAAUACCUCCGGGAGAAGUACCCACACCUUGUAUGUGUGAUGUUCAUGUUUCAGUAACUGAUGAGAUCACCAUGGUAUUAAAACAGCACAACUCUAGGGCCAUUAUGCACUUGACGAAAGCUAGCAACUCCAUCCAGCAGGCUCUGUUAGAAGCGAAAAAUGGGUUGCAGAUGGAUAUGUACAAGUUAUCAGAUAAAGUAAUCAAUUCACCCGCCACAUGAUGUGUGUGUUGUCGCGCGAGGGGUUUUAAUGAUUGUCCUGCAGCAGCACCCGCUAAUUCCAAGGCAGUACGGUUUAACACGCGGGUGGCACAUAGGAUACAUGGUCAAAGGCUUGAAUUGUCUGAUAAUGAAGCUACAUCACCUGGUCCCAACCCAAAACGCCCCCACAACACGAGGGGUUUUAAUGAUUGUCCUGCAUCAGCAUCCGCUAAUUCCAAGUCAGUACGCUUUAGCACGCCGGUUGCACAAAGGAUACAUGGGCAAAGGCUUGAAUUGUCUGAUGACGAAGCUACGUCACCUGGUCUCAAACGGAAACGCCCCCACAACGUCGACGAUUGCACAUCUGUCAGCAAGAAGUCCUCAUCAGGAGCAUCGGGCGGUCUAUUCAAUUUUUUCAAGACUAACCUAAUGGCAAUAGCUCAACUCUAUGCGGAUCUCCCAGCCAACACACCCGCUACUGUAUUCGGCCAAUGUUGCACCAACUUACAGAAGCGGAAGUAUGUAUUCCAGCAUGGUUUUGCAACUGAUCCAUGGGGAAAGGGAGUUGUGCAACACCCCCGCAUGGUCCAACCACGGACCUCCUUGCUGCCCAUUUAUCGAAGCUGCCUGAACAAGAUCUUCAGAGGAACUACAUUAUUCACGCCAGCCCUAGGAUUAUACGCAUCUCUGGGUUGGCUAUGAGUCAGCAGUUAGUUGGCACGCGGGGUCUCCACCACGAGCUCAUGUCUAUCAUCAUGCGAAGGUAUACACAGUCAGAUCAGGAAGCCAAUUCCGAAUGCCCAUACAUGAAAUGGAGGCACAACAUGGAACCCGACUUCGCGACAAUUGUCCUAGCGGACCAUGAAUAUGUGACAAACAUAUCCAUCCAGAACCAGCUCAUUGGCAAGGAAAUCCCGUACGACAUAACUUCCUGCCAGAUGUUUUUCUUACCAGUCCCGCUGGAGGAUGGCUGGAUAGCACUGAUGUGGGACAUGAUGGAGAGGAAGCUCCACAUCCUUCACCCACUCAUCAGAGGUGAUGGUCCUAGCGAACCAACGAAAGACAAGCUCGAGUUGGUUGCCUGGAAACUUCACCAUGCGCUGUUCGACUGCCUUAAUGAGUAUUAUGCUGGAUGGCCUACGCAAGAUGGCCAGUGGGUGACCAAGUACCCAGUCAUAGCUGAAGAAAAUUUUAGCAGAGAUGAAACUGGCGCGUGUGUGCUCCAUAUCUGCUGGCACUAUGAUGGCGUCAAGAUGAAGAUUCCCCUUACCAAG